AUGGUGGCUGCCGCGAGUCGAUCAGACAUGGCCGACGCGUCUUUUUCCUCACACGAUCUGCUUCCAGCGAAUGCCACCAUAGCAGGGACAGCAACAACGGCUUCCCCGUCAUCACUCGCGCUGGCGCUGGUGCCGUCUGACGUGGACACGGUCCUUGCUGACGCGAUGCUGGAUACGCAUGUGCAGGACGAGCCGCGGAGCAACGACAAGGGUGAUGAUGAAAAUCCGGAAGUUACGGGGAAGGCCGUGGUGCCACUGGCGAGGGUAGCGAGGCCGUUACGAGGCUCUCACGUGCGCAAGAAAGCUGUUGUAUUCAAACGAGGUUACCGGCUCCCCAAUCCGCUUCCAAAAGACUUUUCCCUGCCCGACCUGCCCGCAAACAUGGCUGCUGAGCUCGCGUGCGCCGCCAUUCAGCUCCACGACGAGAGCGCCGGGCAGCUGCUGCAGAAGUUGCAGCCCAAACUAAUGGGCCCUGCUAACGUGGCGGGAUUGCUAUGUGACGCUGCGGGUGCGGGUGGAGGUGGUGGGGAAAGGGCGAGGGGUGAUGAAGAGGAGGAAGAAGAGGAGGAGAAGGAGGAGAGGGAGGAGGAGGAGGAGGAGGAUUUGGGUGGUGGGAUGCGGGCAAGGGAGGAGAAUAAUGAUGGGACGUACAGAGGCGAAGGAGAAGCGGCGUUGGCUGUGAUGAAGACGCUUCGUACAUACGAGGCUCUUAGGAGGCACUACGUACGCGUUAAUGAGUUGCACCUGGCUGCCAAGGCUAAGCUUGCUGCUCUCAACCGGCGGCGAGCAGGAAGCGGGAAAGGAGGGAAAGGGCGAGGAGGGAAAGGGAGAGGGCGAGGGGUUGAGGUAGGGAGAGGGAAGAAAGUGGGAGGGAAGUGGAGGGUUGCAGCAAGAGCAGGCGUUGGCAGCGGGAAGAGGGGCGAGAAGCAAGGGAACGACGAAGAGGAGGAACCGGAAGAAGAGAAUGUUGAGAGGGUUGCAGAGCUGUUGGAAGAGGUGAUGGAGAAGAAUCUCUACAACAAGCGGCCGGAUCUAUCCGCAGGAAAAACCAUGCGGAUCCAAGGACUGGUUAUCAACAACGAAAAGGCACGCGUCAUAGGCCAUGUUCCGGGCGUUCCGGUAGGGUUUCAGUUCUUUAGUAGGCAGGAGAUGGCGGUAGUGGGAGUUAAUCUCCAGGCGCAGGGGGGUAUAGACUAUUCUCCCUCCGGAGCGAACCAGUGGGGAGUGGAGGUCGCGUCUUGUGUGGUGCUAUCCGGUGGGUAUGAGGAUGAUGAGGAUAACGGGCAGUGGUUUGAUUACACUGGGCAGGGCGGAAAUAAUUACCGCGGGGAUCGGACGCAGCUGAAGGACCAGCAGCUGGAGCGGGGGAAUCUCGCGCUGGCCAACAGCGAAAAGUUGAAGCUGCCCGUGCGGGUAGUUCGCGGGGUGAAAGAACCGGCGAGCUACACCAAAAUGGUCUACACUUACGACGGCUUAUACCGAGUCGUGCGCAGCGAGCAUAUCCCAGGGGAUUCCGGCCACAUGAUCUUCAAAUUCCGGAUGGAGAGAGAGGAAGGACAGCCGGCGCUGCAAACCCCGACAGUGGAGUUCGUCAGAGCGUCGCUGAAAACUGGGACCAAGUCGAAAGACAGGAGGGGGGUGGUGGCAGAGGAUAUAUCCCAGGGGAAGGAGAGCCGGCCGGUGUGUGCGGUGAAUACGGUGGAUAAGGAGCCUGUGCCUCCUCCUGCGUUUCAGUACAUCAGAAGCAUGAACCAUGCGGAGGCUCUGAGGAAACUGGCGAGGAGAGAGGCAGCCCAGGCUGCUGCUGCUGGUGCUGGUGCUGGUGCUGGUGCUGGUGGUGGUGCUGCUGCUGCAGCAGCAAUUGAUCUACAGCCAGCGGUGCUGGGCUGUUCUUGCACGGAUGGGUGUGUGGACGCUACUGCAUGUGAGUGCGCUCAGCUGAACGGAGGCAUGCUGCCUUUCACACGCGAAGGCGGCCUGAUAGAAGCCCAGCAGAUUGUCUACGAGUGUGGGCCCCAGUGCGCGUGCUCCUGCAAGGCCGGUUUCGGGAACGCUAGCAGCAGCGGCGGCGGCGGCGGCAGUGCGUGUAUCAACAGGGUGAGCCAGAAAGGAGUGCAGGUGCGUUUGGAGGUGUUCAAAACGGAGAACAAGGGGUGGGGGUUGCGGUCGUGGGACGCGAUCCCUGCAGGGCACUUUGUGUGUGAGUAUACGGGGGAUCUUAUGAGGGAUGAUGAUGCAGAGACGCUGAGAGGGAACGAUGAGUACUUGUUCGAUUUGGAUCUCGCUCGGGGUAUUCAGGAGCGGUGGGGGGAUGUGUCGGGUAUCCUUGGUGGUAGCCGUGACGGUGGUGGGGUUGGUGGGGGUGGUGGGGCGAGUGCUGCUGCUGCUGGUGGUGGUGGUGGUGUUGCUGGCGGUUUGGAUGAGGAAGAGGAGGAGGAAGGGGAGGAGGGGUUGGAGGGUGGAGUGCGGAGGGAGAGCACGAGGGAGAGGAAGGCGCGAAUUGGAGAGGACAGGAGGGAGGAGAGAGAGGAAGGCAGGGAGGCGAACAGGGACAGGAGAGGGCGUUCAGGAGGUGGUCGUGGUGGUGAUGAUGAUGGUGGUGGUGGUGGUGGUGGAUAUGGUGGGGGUGGUGAAGGGGACUAUGGAAAGCGAGCUCGUGGGCAUGAUUCAAGCAGGCACCACAGGGGCUCUGGCGCGUCACACGAGACUCAUGAGUCAACAAGGCACCACAGGGGUUCCGACGAGCCUCACGGGUCAACGAGGCACCACAGAGGUUCAGAGUUGCCGCACGAGUCAACCAGGCAGCACGGGAGGCACGGGGGCAGUGAGAGCGGUGAACGGUCACGUGACACAAGAGCACCAGCAGCAGCAGCAGCAGCAGCAGCAGCAGCAUCGCCACCACCAGCAACACCAGCAGCUGCAGCAGCAGCGCCAGUGCCAGCAGCAGAAGCACCACACGAGGACCUCCAUUUCUGUCUGGACGCCAAGCGCAUGGGCAACGUGGCACGCUUUAUCAACCACAGCUGCAACCCGAACCUGUUCGUGCAGUGCGUGUUCUUCGACCACCACGACCACCGCCUGCCACACAUCAUGCUCUUUGCGUAUGAUAACAUCCCGCCGUUGAAGGAGCUUACCUACGACUAUGGGUACCAGGUGGAUAGUGUGAUGGACGGGAACGGGAACGUGAAGAAGCUUAUGUGUUACUGUGGGGCGGCCACUUGCAGGAAAAGGCUGUAUUAA
Molecule: messenger RNA, 3240 nt
Organism: Closterium sp. Naga37s-1
Lineage: Eukaryota; Viridiplantae; Streptophyta; Zygnematophyceae; Desmidiales; Closteriaceae
Source: the annotation of a GenBank genome assembly